Molecule: messenger RNA, 1284 nt
Organism: Adineta steineri
Lineage: Eukaryota; Metazoa; Rotifera; Eurotatoria; Adinetida; Adinetidae
Source: the annotation of a GenBank genome assembly
AUGUUGUCGACGUCGAUCGAUCCUCAGAAUAAUAGUCAUAACAGUAAUGGACGACCAUUGAGAAUUGUUUCAACAAAUCGACUCUUUACCAAAGUCAGAACUGAACAACCAUCAGAAUCUGUCUUACCUUCCAUAAUGGAUGCAACAAGUUUAUUUUCUGAUCAUCAUCAUCAUCAUCACCAUCAUCAUCAUCAUCUUGAUGUAUUUCAAAAAGAUGAAUCCAUACUUGAUGAAACAACAAUGAUAACAACAUCAUCAUCAUCACCUUCAUUUGCUGAUUUUCAUCGAAAUCUAUCAACAUCAACAUCAACUCUCUCAUCGCCAACAUCAUUUUCACCAUUACAACAUGAUCAUAGUUAUGGUGUAUCAGCAAAUUCUUCAUCAUUACUUCCAUCACCAUCAUCACCUGAUUUAACUGUUCAUAAUUCAACAAAUACAAAUACAAAUUCAUCUGUUGUUGUUACAUGGCCACAAAUAAAUUGUCGAGCAUUAAGACCAGAUGAUUAUCAUAUGUUAUUAGAAUUAUUAUCAUCAAAUACAAAUGCUGAUUCACCACCAAUAUUUUUCGGUUCAGCACUUAUUGAUCCAACAACACCAACACCCUAUUCCGAUGCAACACGUACACAACCAAAGAAACGUGUUCGUCCUGGUCAUGUUAAACGACCAAUGAAUGCAUUUAUGGUUUUCUCACAAAUUGAACGUCGAAAAAUGGUUCAACUUGCACCACAUUUACCUAAUGCCGAUAUUAGCAAAUGUUGUGGAGCCAAAUGGAAACGAAUGUCAUUACGUGAACGACAACCAUAUAUGGAAGAAUCUGAACGAUUAAAACAUCUUCACGCACGGCAAUAUCCUACUUACAAAUAUCAACCACGAAAACGCAGUAAGACUAAUCAAUCAGCAAAUGUAUCUUCAUAUCCAUCCCUAGCUGCUGCUUCAUCAUCAUCAUCACCACCUCCACCGAAUAUAAUGACAACAAUAUCUCCACAAAUAUCAAUUUCAACGAAAGAACAACCAGAAACACCACCCCCAUCACUUCCACAGCCGACAUCAUCAUCAUCGUCAUCAUCACUGCCAUCAAAUCCAAAUGAUCCAAUAUCAUUAUUAGUAGCAACAUUAUUCGAUCAAAAACUAGCAAUGUUUGCUAGUAAUCUUCAACAAUUUAAUAUUGAUCAUCUGCAAUAUCAUUUUACACCACCUAAUACUCAACUGUAUCCAACACCAACACCGAUGCCAUUUGAUCCUGUGGCUUUUCUUGCUAAACAACAACAACAUCGGCUUGUUUAA